Molecule: messenger RNA, 832 nt
Organism: Galdieria sulphuraria
Lineage: Eukaryota; Rhodophyta; Bangiophyceae; Galdieriales; Galdieriaceae
Exons: 3
Coding region: 175-780 (201 amino acids)
Source: RefSeq, a predicted model, not a curated record
UUAUGUGGCAAGGUUUAUGAGUUUAUUCAACUGGUUACAAAAAGAAGUCAAUCACUUGAUUGGGGACAAUUAUCAAAUGUAGACAAUUGAAUAUAUCAGUCGAGUCUAAUAGAGUAAAAUAGGAUUCAUUGUUGAAUUCGCUUUAGUUGGGAAGGAUUUGAAGGCUUGUGAAAAAUGUUUUUCACUUCCCACUCGAGUUAUUUAGCUAGUAGAUAUUUGACACUUUCUUGUUUAAACGUUGCUUUUAAAAGGGGUUUUGCCAUUGAGGCAACUUGCAAGGAAGUCCCAGACACUUCCAAAAGAGAGUUUCCUGCUCCAAGCCAUUUUUCCCCACAAGCACAGAUCUUGAGGCAAAUACGCAGAAAGAAAGAGUUUUGGUCGAAUACAGAUAACGUUAUUGAAAGGACCCCUGAAGACAAAGAGCUGGUAAAGAAAAGAAGUGAAAUGGUCGUGAAGAUGCUGGGUUGUGAAAUAGACGAAAGAGAUAAUUUCGAAGUAAAAGAUCGCGUAACUGUUGGUGAAUUAUUGGCUUCCUUAGGACACAAGAUACCUGGUUAUUCGAGACCCAAUAUGGGUCCUUGUUUCUUCGUAAGGACUGCGGGUUAUGAAUGGAGCUCAGGUGUGGAUGAAGGAGUUAAAAUGGUGAAAGAAGGCGACGCCAGAGAGUUGGUUGGUUUGAAGAAUUCAGGACCACUCAAUUUUGUGGAAAUAGAGUUUAAAGAAGAAACCAAAGAUACUCGUGAAGAAAGGGAACAACAAGUGUCGAAGAAAGUUUCCUAAAGGAUUUGCGUCGUUCAUCAAAAAAUAAAGUGUUCUGCUUCAUGCUGCAUUU